This is a messenger RNA of Symbiodinium necroappetens, 151 nucleotides long. The record is from the annotation of a GenBank genome assembly. Lineage: Eukaryota; Dinophyceae; Suessiales; Symbiodiniaceae.
AUGGCCAGCAACUACCAGGUGCGAUCCCUGGCAGGCGCAGCGGGAGGCUACGCCUUUCUGGAGGACCAUGCCGUACAUCGGCUUUUUGCGGCCAAGCAGGUCCUGGAGCAGCUUGAUGCAGUCAUCGUGGUCGGGAAUGGCUUGGUCACAA